AUGUUUAAGAAAAGAACAGUCAAGACUAAAGACAAUGAUAACACAACCAAGAGGAAACUCAAAGAAUUAGAAGAAGAUCAUGAUCAAGAUGAUCCCACCCCCAUAGAAGCGAUCACUAAAAAGCCACUUCUACGCAAAUCAUCAAAUCCUCCCAGUAUAGCAAAUCAAAUCAGAAGAUCAAGAACUCCUUCUAAACAGAACACACCUAAUAUUCAAGAAGAUGCAGAGUCUCUAGAUACGGAUGCAGCCAAACCAACCAAUUCUAAUAGAAGUAUAAUCAAAGCCCCACCAAAAAACAUCAAUAUCACAACCAUAACAGAUUUCCAACCAGAUGUAUGUAAAGAUUUCUGGCAAACUGGAUAUUGUGGAUAUGGAGACACAUGUAAAUUCCUUCAUAUCCGAGAUGAAUCACGACAAAAGAAACCAGUUGAAAAAGAUUGGGAAAAUGUAAUCACUAAACCAUUGAAACAAGAUAAACAACAAGAUGAGAUUGUUCCAUUUAAAUGUGUGAUAUGUAAGCAAGAUUAUAAAUUUCCGAUUAAGACUCUGUGUGGGCAUUUGUUUUGUAAAGCGUGUUUCUUGGAUAGGUUUAAACAAAAGAAGAAACUGGGGUGUUUUAUUUGUGGACAGGAUACGAAUGGGGUAAUGAUACCGAUACUGAAAACUGAACUAGAUACAUUGAUUGCGUAA
Molecule: messenger RNA, 690 nt
Organism: Hemisphaericaspora subhashii
Lineage: Eukaryota; Fungi; Ascomycota; Pichiomycetes; Serinales; Debaryomycetaceae
Product: U2-type spliceosomal complex subunit
Exons: 1
Coding region: 1-690 (229 amino acids)
Biological process (GO): snoRNA splicing
Cellular component (GO): U2-type spliceosomal complex
Molecular function (GO): metal ion binding
Source: RefSeq, a predicted model, not a curated record